UACAAAGAUUUUCAUUCAGGUAAUAUAUUAUAUAAUGUCAGUGGUUAUCCAUUUAUAAGUGAUUUAGGUAUGUGUCAACCAGCAAAUUUAAAGCAAUCAAUUAAAGAAGAAGGAAUUCAUGGAGUAUUACCAUACAUGGCACCAGAAGUUUUAUGUGGACAACAAUAUACAAAAGCAGCAGAUAUUUACUCAUUUGGAAUAAUAAUGAAUGAACUUCUUUCUGAAGAAAUUCCUUUUAAUGGUAUUCCUCAUGAUGAAUUUUUGGCUAUUAAAAUAUGUAAAGGGCUUAGACCAACAAUUUCUAAAGAUGUACCAAAGUUACUUGCAGAUUUAAUGAUAAAAUGUUGGAAUGCUGAAAUAAAAAAUAGGCCAACCACUAAAGAAUUGUACCAACUAUUAAAGAAAUGGAAUGAUGAAAUUGAAGAUAUUGAAGGUAGUGAAGAUAGUCAAAAUA
This is a messenger RNA of Rhizophagus irregularis DAOM 181602=DAOM 197198, 454 nucleotides long. The record is from RefSeq and is a predicted model, not a curated record. Lineage: Eukaryota; Fungi; Glomeromycota; Glomeromycetes; Glomerales; Glomeraceae.